Molecule: messenger RNA, 556 nt
Organism: Lingula anatina
Lineage: Eukaryota; Metazoa; Brachiopoda; Lingulata; Lingulida; Lingulidae
Source: RefSeq, a predicted model, not a curated record
AUCUGUUAGAUCUUUAGCGCUCCUUAGCCGAGAAUUCUUCGAUCAUGAAGUUUGCCUUGUUCUUGCUGGUUGCCCUUGUGGCUGUCGCUUUUGUCAGCGCCAGACCGGAUCAUUCGGGCGGCUACUACCACCGUGGAUACGGAUAUAGACGUGGAUACGGAUAUGGACGACCAUACGGCUAUGGACCUGGCUACGGCUACAGACAUAGAUAUGGUUACUAUGGCUACGGCCGCCCAUAUGGCGCCUACCGUUACCGUUACCAUGGCAAAUAUCCUGGUCACUGCGGACCUGACGGUGUGUACGCCAGAUCUGCCAGCUCUCUGGUCUUCUGUUCCAACGGCCGUGCUCUGGUUCAGAACUGCGCUCCAGGAUCUGCCAUCAGCAAGAUGCAGCUAGGAAAGUACUACUCCAUGGCCGUCUGUGACGUUAACCUUGUUGGUUGAAACUAAUCUCACAGCUGGAUGAAAUCCUUCCCGGCCAGAAAAGCGGUUUUCAUGGAAUUUGCAAAUUUAACGCCUUAUGGUCACGUUCAAAAUAAAAGAUUUGUUUAAAAUGA